This is a messenger RNA of Solea senegalensis (Senegalese sole), 224 nucleotides long. RefSeq names its product mitochondrial import inner membrane translocase subunit Tim9-like. The annotation marks the transcript as partial. NCBI's taxonomy places the organism in Eukaryota, Metazoa, Chordata, Actinopteri, Pleuronectiformes, Soleidae. The transcript is spliced from 2 exons. The record is from RefSeq and is a predicted model, not a curated record.
GACGUCAAACCAGAGGAGUCCAGCUGCUCUGAGUCAUGCCUGCAGAAGUAUCUAAAGAUGACUCAGCGGAUCUCCAUGAGGUUCCAGGAGUAUCACAUCCAGCAGAACGAGGCUCUGGCAGCUAAAGCCGGACUUCUGGCUCAACCUCGCUGAACUGCAUCAUGGAAAACUGUGGAAUUGUCCUUUUUGUUUUUUUGGAAUAAAAAUGUUGAUCCUGAUGUUUA